AUGGGCUGCACCGAUAGCCGAUCUGGCUUAAGUAAAGAAGAAAGAGCGAUCGUUGACAUGGAAGAGCUGCUUCACUACUACCAGAACAACUGCAAAGCUAUUGAUUUCUAUAUCCGCAAGUACUCAUACGCAGGGGAGAUUAAUCCAGAACAGUGGCGAGAUGUUGUAAAUCAUCUCAACCUCAAAGUAGAAAAUACUGCUCAAAACCCAAAAGUCGUCGAUUUUUACUCUUCAUUUAAAGGAAACGAAGGCAGGCUGCCUCAAAAGCCAAUGCUGAUACUUGGAAUUAUGCUAGGAUCUGGAGCUUCUAAGGAUAAAGCCAGACUUUUAUUUGAAACUCAGGAUGUCAGAAACUCUAAAAGUCUUUUAAAAACUGAUAUUCAUGAGCUCGUUGACCAAAUGGUAGACAUUGCAGUCAAUAGGCUACCUAAUCUAAUAGUUACUAACCCUCAAAUAAGUGAAGAAGAUAUCAGAAACUACGUUACUCAGCUGCACCAGUACAUUGACAAAGCCAAAGCUUUAAUAUCAAAAAAAUUCAUCGGUGAAGAAACAAAGGCUGAAGAAUCUACAGUUACAUUGGCGGCUUUUGAAAAAAACUUUAUUGAUGAGUCCAACGCAACACUUUUAACUCCUUAUGGGUUGAGAAUGUUUAUUUGGAGACUUAAGCCACUUGAAAUUAAGUCUAAAAAAACGAAGGAAGAAACAAAACGUGAAGCAGCCACUAAAACUGGGGAACAUAAAGAGAAAAAAGAUAAAAGCUCGUCAUCUUCGUCUUCAUCUUCAAGCAGUAGUUCUUCGGAUGAAGAAAAGCAUAAGAAAAAAGUAGAAAAGGCUGAACCAAAAGCUGAGGCUGCACCAACAGUUGAAGUUGCACCAAAAGUCGAAGAAAAACCAGCAGAAGCCCCAAUAAUUGAGAGCGUAGCAGCUUAA
Molecule: messenger RNA, 930 nt
Organism: Blepharisma stoltei
Lineage: Eukaryota; Ciliophora; Heterotrichea; Heterotrichida; Blepharismidae
Source: the annotation of a GenBank genome assembly